Molecule: messenger RNA, 1161 nt
Organism: Amphiprion ocellaris (clown anemonefish)
Lineage: Eukaryota; Metazoa; Chordata; Actinopteri; Pomacentridae
Gene: chmp5a
Product: charged multivesicular body protein 5a
Exons: 8
Coding region: 91-753 (220 amino acids)
Biological process (GO): vesicle budding from membrane; late endosome to vacuole transport via multivesicular body sorting pathway
Cellular component (GO): multivesicular body
Source: RefSeq, a predicted model, not a curated record
GGUGUCUUCAAUGAAGAAAUCCGUUUGGAAUAGAUUCGCGUUGUUUUCUCAGGAAAGCUAAAAGCUACGAGGCUAUUAAACGUGUAGAAAAUGAACAGAAUAUUCGGUCGCGGAAAACCCAAAGCGCCUCCUCCGAACCUGUCGGACUGUAUUGGUAACGUCGAUGCCAGGUCAGAGUCCAUAGAGAAGAAAAUUAGCAGGCUAGAUGCUGAAUUGAUGAAGUACAAGGAUCAGAUGAAAAAGAUGAGAGAUGGGCCCUCGAAGAACAUGGUGAAACAGAAGGCGAUGAGAGUCCUGAAGCAGAAGAGAAUGUAUGAAGGUCAAAGGGAGCAGCUGGCUCAGCAGUCUUUCAACAUGGAGCAAGCAAACUACACAAUCCAGACAUUAAAGGACACCAAAACAACAGUGGAUGCCAUGAAGAUUGGUGCAAAGGAAAUGAAAAAGGCCUACAAGGAUGUCAAACUUGAUCAAAUUGACGAUUUACAGGAUCAGCUGGAGGACAUGAUGGAAGAUGCCAAUGAGGUACAAGAAGCCCUGAGUCGCAGCUACGGCACUCCAGAGAUCGAUGAGGAUGAUCUUGAAGCAGAGCUGGAUGCACUGGGUGAUGAGCUGCUGCUGGAUGAUGACAGCUCCUACCUGGAUGAGGCCUCAGCUGCUCCAUCUAUCCCUGAGGGAAUCCCAAGUGACAGCAAAACAAACAAGGAUGGUGUUUUGGUGGACGAGUUUGGUCUGCCACAGAUUCCUGCCACAUAAACAAGGAAUAUAUUAACACAACUGCACUACAACUAAAAACACUUUUAUAUGUAGAGUAACAUUUAUACAUGGAAAACCAUUUGACUUGAGAACACUACGAUUUUGACGCAGUCCUGGUGUUGGGUUUGUGUAUUGUUACUACUACCGUGCUAGCAUGUGGCCUUGUAACAUACUGAACCUUUUUUAAAACCUUAUGCCCCUCAUUAUCUUCAUGUCAUCCUCUACACCUUGUCAGUGUCGAUCAUCAGUAUUGUUAAUUUAUGUUUAUUUGUUGCUAGUUUUGUGCGUUAUUUAGUCAUUACCGUUUUGUUUGAGUUCCCAAAGGUGGAGAUGAUUCCCACUUAGCCUGUUUAAAAUACCUGCAGGGCUAUCUGAAACAUGCAAAAUAAAUGAUGUGCUUUAAAUUAA